Molecule: messenger RNA, 297 nt
Organism: Strongyloides ratti
Lineage: Eukaryota; Metazoa; Nematoda; Chromadorea; Rhabditida; Strongyloididae
Product: Nuclear hormone receptor, ligand-binding, core domain and Nuclear hormone receptor, ligand-binding domain-containing protein
Exons: 1
Coding region: 1-297 (98 amino acids)
Source: RefSeq, a predicted model, not a curated record
AUGGAAAUGGCAUAUUUAAUAAUGCAAAGUUUAUGGACAAAAAAAAGAGCUGUUGAUAUAAAAAAUGGUAAAACAGGAAAUGAUAAUAUUUUGAAGGUAAUAAGUAAUGAAAUUCAUAAUCAUUAUAUUUAUGAUAAAAAAAUGGAUAAUUAUGCAUGGCGUGUUGCAGAAAUAGCAAAAUUAUUGGCAAUGAUUAAAGAAUUUUCAGCUCGUGAACGUGAAAUUUUACUUAUUGCAAAAUUUUUAAAUAUUUUUGAUUGUACAAUGUUUGAUGAAUUAACAUCCUGUUGUUGUUAG